This is a messenger RNA of Medicago truncatula (barrel medic), 2210 nucleotides long. RefSeq names its product delta(8)-fatty-acid desaturase 2. Gene Ontology annotation, biological process: lipid metabolic process. Bases 624 to 1973 code for a protein of 449 amino acids. Gene Ontology annotation, molecular function: oxidoreductase activity, acting on paired donors, with oxidation of a pair of donors resulting in the reduction of molecular oxygen to two molecules of water. The transcript has a single exon. The record is from RefSeq and is a predicted model, not a curated record. Lineage: Eukaryota; Viridiplantae; Streptophyta; Magnoliopsida; Fabales; Fabaceae. Gene Ontology annotation, cellular component: membrane.
UUUCUCUCUCCACAAACCCACAUGGGAAGCAGCGUCACUCAGUCACAUUACUUAACGCGUUCUCUCCCAAAAAUAUCUUCAAAUUCGAUUCUAUCCUAAGUUAUAACCCUCUACAUUACAACCCCAUUGUUCUUAACAUGUUACCUACACCCCACAUUCACCACCACUAACACCAAUUUUCCAUUGACCCAUUAUUUUUCAACCUUUUUCUGUUCGUUAUAGCCACGAAAUUGCCGCUGUUAACAGCGUGGCUUAAGCCUAAUUAUCGUUACUUUUUAACGUGCUUAUAAGUCUCUUCUAUUUUUCAUUCAUUCAAAUAUCAAUCAAAAACACUCUUUAGAAUAACCAUAAGCCACACAAAACAGAGAGAGAGAAAAUAAAAGGGUCGUUUUAUUAGAUUAGAUCUCUGCACAAAAAAAAAAAAAAACACAUUUUUCAAGGACCCUUUUUGGUUGUAUUUCAAAAACAACCAUUAAAGGCGUUACCUUGUUUUGAGAUUUUUUUUACAUUGUUGCAGGAUCUGAUAAAAAACCACAGAUUCAGAUACCCUUUAGCGAGUUUUGUAAUUUUCUCUUGUUUUUCUCAUCUGGGUUGUUUUUGUUUUUGGUGCUGGCAUUAUUACCAUGGAGGUUGAGAAGAAGAAGUACAUAACAUCUGAGGAACUGAAAAAGCAUGACAAAGAAGGGGAUCUAUGGAUCUCAAUUCAGGGUAAGGUUUACAAUGUUUCAGAUUGGGCUAAAAAACAUCCUGGUGGAGAGGUUGUUUUGUUGAAUCUUGCUGGUCAGGAUGUAACUGAUGCAUUCAUAGCAUAUCAUCCUGGUUCAGCAUGGAAACAUCUUGACCAGUUUUUCACUGGCUAUUACCUUGAGGAUUUUAAGGUAUCUGAAGUUUCUAAAGAUUAUAGGAGACUUGUUUCUGAGUUUGUCAAAAUGGGUUUGUUUGAAAAGAAAGAACAUGUUGCUUUAUUCACAUUAACAUCUGUUGCUAUUAUGCUUGCUAUUGUUGUUUAUGGUGUUGUUGGUUGUACAAGUGUUUGGGCUCAUUUAGGUUCUGGUAUGUUGUUGGGUUUGCUAUGGAUGCAAAGUACUUAUAUUGGUCAUGAUUCUGGUCAUUAUGAGGUUAUGUCGAGUCGAAGUUAUAACAAAUUAGCACAAAUUCUUUGUGGUAAUUGUAUGACUGGUAUAAGUAUUGCUUGGUGGAAAUGGACUCAUAAUGCUCAUCAUAUUGCUUGCAAUAGUCUUGAUUAUGAUCCUGAUUUGCAGCAUAUCCCUGUUUUCGCUGUCUCAUCGCGAUUCUUUGGUUCGAUUAAAUCUUAUUUCUAUGAUAGACAGUUAAAGUUUGAUGCUUUGUCAAGGUUUCUUAUCAGUUACCAGCAUAUCACCUUUUACCCUGUCUUGUGUUUUGCAAGGCUUAACUUGUACCUUCAAACAUUUUUGCUCUUGUUUUCGCCAUCACGAAAUGUUCCUGAUAGGCUUUACAACAUCAUGGGUAUCGGUGUGUUCUGGACUUGGUUCCCUCUGCUAUUGUCAGCCCUCCCAAGUUGGCCAGAAAGGCUCAUGUUUGUUCUUGCUUGUUUUGUUGUUUGUUCCAUCCAACAUCUUCAAUUCUGUUUGAACCAUUUCGCUGCAAACGUGUAUCUCGGUCCACCGAGCGGAAAUGAUUGGUUUCAGAAACAAACAGCUGGAACAUUGGAUAUCACUUGUUCAACAUGGAUGGAUUGGUUCUUUGGUGGUUUGCAGUUUCAGCUUGAACAUCAUUUGUUUCCAAGGCUUCCUAGGGCUCAAUUGAGGAAGGUUUCGCCAUUGGUGAUUGAUCUAUGCAAGAAGCAUAAUUUGCCUUACAGAAGUUUGUCAUUUGUUGAGGCAAAUCUUUGGACUCUCAAGACUCUUAGGACUGCUGCAUUGCAAGCAAGGGAUUUCACCAACUCUGCUCCACAGAACUUGUUGUGGGAAGCUUUUAAUACUCAUGGCUGAGCUUGAGAUGAGAGCAUGUGGAUUUUGUGCUGUGCUGUGAAGAGAACAUUAUCAAGUUUUUUUUUCCUCUUAUUAUCAAACAUUAUGUUAUUUUCAGUAUGUUAAACUUUAUGUAUUGAAUUCAAUUUCUCUCUUUUAUUAGGUAUGUUUUGUUGUAAUAAUUGAUGGUAUGAUCACUUUUUAUGUGUUCCUACAUCUGAACAAAAAAUUUCAGGUUAUAUUUGCAUAUUCUUAUUA